AUGAGAGACUUCCGGAGCUCAUGGAUCCUCAAACUCCCGCGUAAUCCGCCACGCUGCUUUGUUUGUGGAGAGAUUACCGUGGGAUUAGGACCGACGGUGUGGUCCUACGAACACAGGAGGCUGGAGGCUGCUCUGGAGAUGACCCGGCUCCGUCACAAGUGGAAACCGAUAAUACUGAAGUUUAAGGAAGAGCCUCAGAGCAGGAGAGACGACAAAGCUCUUGUUAAUGAGUAA
Messenger RNA from Knipowitschia caucasica, 234 nucleotides. NCBI's taxonomy places the organism in Eukaryota, Metazoa, Chordata, Actinopteri, Gobiiformes, Gobiidae. The record is from the annotation of a GenBank genome assembly.